AUGUUUAUUGGCCAUAGUUCAGAGGUAGCAGCCAGUUUCAACAUGUACAGACAGAGUUUAAGACAACCAGGGUUGAAGAAAACAGAUGUUACCGUGACUGGUGAUAAAUGGAAGUCUGAUCUUCAGACUGUCAUUAGUCAAGAACUUAGAAUUUUUCUCAUUGGCAAGAGUGGUUCCGGAAAAAGUGAAACUGGAAACACACUUCUAGGAGAAAAGGUGUUUGAGUCAGGUCUUUCUCCAGAUCCUGUUACCAAAGAGUGUCGACAUGGAACGAAGAAAAUUGGAAGGCGAAACAUUGUUAUUGUUGAUGGACCGGGAAUAUUUUUUGAUCGUGGAUUCACUGAUGUAAAAAUGAAACAGGAGUUGGCAAAGGCAACUGCAUUGCUUGCACCUGGUCCUCACGUGUUUAUACUUGUGGGUGGUUUAAACAGAUUUGACGAGUCGGAAAUUAAAGCAGUAGAUUUGUAUAAAAAGGCAUUUGGUGAAGGGAUGAUGAAAUAUCUCAUUGUAGUUUUUAGUAGAAGAGAUGAAUUGGAUAGAAAUGGUAUGACAAUUAAGGGCUAUGUAACGAAAUUUAAAAAGGAUCAGAAAAAUUUCCUUGCCAGUUGCGAUAAUCGUUAUUUUUCCAUCAAUAACGUUGCACCAGAUGCAGACAAAGCAACACAAGCAAACGACUUAAUUAACAUGAUUUUUGAAUUAGAGAAACAAAACAAAGGAAAGAUUUACCAAAAUCCCGAGUUUGACAACGCAGAGAAAGAACUCGAAAACAGAAUACAAGAAUUGCGUAAUAAAUCGCCUACCAGUCUUGAAGAGAUUUCUAUCUUGAGAGCAUCAAUUCGUCGCGAAAUUACAGAGGGAUCUAUUUGGUCCAAAGCAGUUCUCGGAUUACUUGUUACGGGUGGUGCUGGUCUUGUCGGUGCGGUUGCAUUAUAUUUUGCAGGACCGUCUGCUGUGGUAACUGGUAUAGCUGCUAUUGUAUCAAGUUUAACAAAGUUUUACCCGAGAUGACUCUAUAACAUUUAAUCGUAAUUUUA
Messenger RNA from Mytilus trossulus (common blue mussel), 1034 nucleotides. Its product is annotated as GTPase IMAP family member 7-like. The coding region runs from base 1 to 1008 and encodes 335 amino acids. Gene Ontology annotation, molecular function: GTP binding. The record is from RefSeq and is a predicted model, not a curated record. The transcript is spliced from 3 exons. Lineage: Eukaryota; Metazoa; Mollusca; Bivalvia; Mytilida; Mytilidae.